AUGCGAUUUUCUGCCACCCUCAGGGAUAGCAGGACGAGACGAAUCUACAGUCGCGCUACCGACUUCUUGUCUAUCAAUCAACCAGAAUGGACUGAUGCACAACGAUCGGUCCGCGAGGCUAUCGCAAAAAUUUGCUCCAAUUACCCUGACGAGUACUGGCUUGAAAAGGAUACGGAGCAUCAAUUCCCAUGGGAGCUAUACACGGACUUAGCCUCAAACGGGUGGCUCGGAAUCUGCCUUCCAGAGAAAUACGGCGGGUCGGAGUUGGGAAUUUCAGAGGCGGCUGUCAUGUUACAGACCAUAUCAGAGUCGGGUGCUUGCAUGAACGGCGCAUCUUCGGUCCACAUGAACAUUUUUGGCCUCGAGCCUGUUUCCAAAUUUGGUCGCGAGGACCAGAAGGAACGCUGGCUCGUACCUCUGAUACAAGGCAAACAGAGAGCUUGCUUUGGCGUUACUGAACCAAACACUGGACUGGAUACUUUGAAGCUCCAAUCUUCAGCUCGACGAGAGGGCGACCAUUACAUUCUUAAAGGCUCAAAGAUUUUUAUAUCGUCGGCUCAGGUUGCCGAAAAGAUACUGAUUCUUGCUCGGACAACACCCAUCGAGGAAGUGACCAAACCGAGCCAGGGUCUAUCUCUAUUUUACACAGACUUGAAUCGAGACUCUGUGCAGAUCAACGAGAUUCCCAAGAUGGGUCGGUCAGCUGUUGAUACUAAUGUACUGCUCUUUGAUGGAUGGAGAGUCCCUGCAGACGAUUUGAUCGGGAUCGAGGGUGAUGGUUUUAAGAUGAUCUUGCAUGGUAUGAAUGCCGAAAGAAUUCUAGUCGGAGCAGAGGCAUUGGGAAUAGGAUAUGCUGCUCUGAGAAGGGCAAGCACAUACGCCGGGGAGAGAGUCGUGUUUGGAAAGGCAAUUGGGUCCUACCAGGGAAUACAACAUCCUCUGGCAGAGUGCUGGAUGAAUCUCGAGAGUGCGAGACUCGUUAUUUACCUGGCAGCCCGCCUGUAUGACCAGGGAUACACCGAUGGAGAGUAUGCGAAUGCAGGUAAAUUUCUCGCGUCGGAAGCUGCUUUCAAAGCCGCCGAGAGGGCAAUCAUGACACAUGGCGGCAUGGGGUACGCUAAGGAGUACCACGUGGAACGGUAUUUGAGGGAAGCGACAUUAUCCCGAAUUGCCCCUGUUAGUGCAGAGAUGAUAAAAAACUACAUCGGGCAAAGGGUGCUUGGCCUUCCAAAGAGCUAUUAA
This is a messenger RNA of Grosmannia clavigera kw1407, 1242 nucleotides long. Its product is annotated as acyl-dehydrogenase domain containing protein. The record is from RefSeq and is a predicted model, not a curated record. NCBI's taxonomy places the organism in Eukaryota, Fungi, Ascomycota, Sordariomycetes, Ophiostomatales, Ophiostomataceae. Bases 1 to 1242 code for a protein of 413 amino acids. The transcript has a single exon. Gene Ontology annotation, molecular function: acyl-CoA dehydrogenase activity; flavin adenine dinucleotide binding.